Messenger RNA from Octodon degus (degu), 1481 nucleotides. Its product is annotated as ruvB-like 2. Lineage: Eukaryota; Metazoa; Chordata; Mammalia; Rodentia; Octodontidae. Gene Ontology annotation, cellular component: R2TP complex; Ino80 complex; NuA4 histone acetyltransferase complex. The transcript has a single exon. Gene Ontology annotation, biological process: regulation of transcription by RNA polymerase II; box C/D snoRNP assembly; chromatin remodeling. Gene Ontology annotation, molecular function: ATP binding; DNA helicase activity; ATP hydrolysis activity. The coding region runs from base 17 to 1408 and encodes 463 amino acids. The record is from RefSeq and is a predicted model, not a curated record.
CCGUUUAGUGAGCAUCAUGGCAACCGUGGCUGCCACAACCAAAGUCCCAGAGAUCCGCGAUGUGACGAGGAUCGAGCGCAUUGGUGCACACUCCCACAUACGGGGACUCGGGUUGGAUGAUGCCUUGGAGCCUCUCCAGGCUUCCCAGGGAAUGGUGGGUCAGCUGGCGGCCCGGCGAGCAGCCGGUGUGGUGCUGGAGAUGAUCCGAGAGGGGAAGAUUGCUGGGCGGGCCGUCCUCAUUGCUGGCCAGCCGGGCACCGGGAAGACCGCUAUCGCCAUGGGCAUGGCGCAGGCCCUGGGCCCGGACACCCCAUUCACGGCCAUCGCCGGCAGCGAGAUCUUCUCCCUGGAAAUGAGCAAGACUGAAGCACUCACACAGGCCUUCCGCCGCUCUAUUGGCGUCCGCAUCAAGGAGGAGACAGAGAUCAUCGAAGGGGAGGUGGUGGAGAUUCAGAUCGAUCGGCCAGCGACGGGGACGGGCUCCAAGGUGGGCAAACUGACCCUCAAGACUACAGAGAUGGAGACCAUCUACGACCUGGGCACCAAGAUGAUCGAGUCACUGACCAAGGACAAGGUCCAGGCUGGGGACGUGAUCACCAUCGACAAGGCCACUGGCAAGAUCUCCAAGCUGGGCCGCUCCUUCACGCGUGCCCGUGACUACGACGCCAUGGGCUCCCAGACCAAGUUCGUGCAGUGCCCAGAUGGGGAGCUACAGAAGCGCAAGGAGGUGGUGCACACCGUGUCCCUGCAUGAGAUUGACGUCAUCAACUCCCGCACCCAGGGCUUCCUGGCUCUCUUCUCAGGUGACACAGGGGAGAUCAAGUCAGAAGUCCGAGAGCAGAUCAAUGCCAAGGUGGCAGAGUGGCGUGAGGAGGGCAAAGCGGAGAUCAUUCCCGGGGUGCUUUUCAUCGAUGAGGUGCACAUGCUGGAUAUUGAGAGCUUCUCUUUCCUCAACCGGGCCCUGGAGAGUGACAUGGCACCUGUCCUUAUCAUGGCCACCAACUGGGGCAUCACAUGGAUCCGGGGCACCAGUUACCAGAGCCCCCAUGGCAUCCCCAUCGACCUGCUGGACCGGCUGCUGAUCAUCUCCACCUCACCCUACAGCGAGAAGGACACCAAGCAGAUCCUGCGCAUUCGGUGUGAGGAGGAGGAUGUGGAGAUGAGUGAGGACGCCUACACUGUUCUCACCCGCAUCGGGCUAGAGACGUCACUGCGCUACGCCAUCCAGCUCAUCACGGCAGCCAGCCUCGUGUGCCGGAAACGCAAGGGUGCAGAGGUACAGGUAGAUGACAUCAAGAGGGUCUACUCGCUCUUCCUGGAUGAGUCUCGAUCCACGCAGUAUAUGAAGGAGUACCAGGACGCCUUCCUCUUCAAUGAGCUCAAAGGGGAAACCAUGGACACCUCCUGAGCUGGAAGUCACCCCUCCUCUCCCCUGUUUUCUACAAAAUACAGACACUGUGAAUUUGUAUAAAAUGGUUUUU